CAGAAGUUGAAGACAAAUUCUGUUUUGAUUUUCAUUUCGCACAGCUAAGCUCAGCCUGUCCCUUUGCCUGUACCUGUACCUGUACCUGUACCUGUGCCUGUGCCUGUGCCUGACCCUGAGCCUGAGGCCACCCAGCCCACCCUAUUUUCUCCUUUUAUUUUCCCUUCUCUUCCUCACACACUAUCAUCCAGCCAUCCAUCCUCACAAUUCCCUUCUAAAUACAACCAAAUUUCAUCGCCCUUUGUUUCAUUUCCGGCGCCACUUUUCUCCUCAGGGAAACGGGGUUGGAGGAUUUCCAUUUUCUACGCUUCAAUUUGGAGUUCGGAGAACGAAAGCCAUGGACGCCAAUUCCUGGGCUGCCCGUCUCUCUUCUGCUUCCAAACGCUAUCAAUCAGCUCUUCAAUCUCGAUCUGGAAUGAAAUGGGAUCGUUUUGAUGCUGAAAUGUUGAUGGGGUUUGAGGAAAUGGACAUGGAUGAUGAUAUCAGGGAAGAGUAUCCUUGCCCUUUCUGUUCGGAAUGCUUCGAUAUUGUGGGACUGUGUUGUCACAUUGAUGACGAACAUCCAGUCGAGGCUAAUAAUGGGGUUUGUCCGGUUUGCACAAUGAGGGUGGGUGUUGACAUGGUUGCGCAUAUAACCUUGCAACAUGGAAAUGUCUUUAAGAUGCAGCGUAAACGGAAAACAAGAAAAGCUGGGACGCAGUCUACGCUCUCUUUGUUGAGGAGGGAACUCAGGGAAGGGAACUUACGAUCUCUGUUUGGAGGCCCCUCUUCUGUAGUUCCUUUGAGCAGUGCAGCUCCAGACCCUUUGCUGUCAUCGUUCAUCCUGCCAGCAGUUGAUGAUUUUGAAAGCGUUCCAUCGCACUCUUCAGCUGAUUUGGCCAAGAAAAAUACAUCUGCUAGCACUCUAGAAAGGAAAGUUCAACAACCUCCCAUGUCGCAAGAAGACCAGGAGGAGAAGGCGAAGCGGUGCCAUUUUGUUCAAGAAUUGCUGUUAUCGACUGUACUAGAUGACAAUUUAUAAUGAAAUGUUGUUUGCAGCUGUCGGAAAACUGGCUAUGUGGCCUCGCCACCAACCAUCUAUCACCUAGAGUUAAAUAAAUUGUGAUAAAAAUGUAAUUUAUGUUACCUGUAGAAUUAUUAGUUUGUAGGUCGAAGCAGGACGACGAAGUGCAUUUUGCUUUGGCUUUUGUGUCAAGAUGAUCAACUUACUGUACUUGUUCUCUGUUUCCUUCGUGAUUUUGUGCAUUCUUUUUAUCA
Andrographis paniculata is the source of this 1257-nucleotide messenger RNA. RefSeq names its product protein DEHYDRATION-INDUCED 19 homolog 3. Bases 338 to 1021 code for a protein of 227 amino acids. The record is from RefSeq and is a predicted model, not a curated record. Lineage: Eukaryota; Viridiplantae; Streptophyta; Magnoliopsida; Lamiales; Acanthaceae. The transcript has 5 exons.